AUGAGCGGGGCCUACGCCUAUCGUCCGCAGCAUUCGGUGCAGGACUCGCUCAGCUCCGAACCUGGCAACUGGCCCGACACGCCCGGCUCGUCGCGACCGUCAGUUUCCCAGCCUAUCCGAGUCUCGAGUAGCCGAGGUACAGACGUGCUGACCUGUUGACCGAUCGUAGCAGACCAUCGGCGCAAUCGACGCCUGAUCAGACGUGCAAAGGCAGUCGGGUCCGCUUCAACCUGAGCCCAAUCCCGAACGGCCUUCGCACGAGCACGGAUGCCGCCACUGCAGCUGCUGCAGCUGCGGCGGGAGCAGGAGGCUCAUCACCGUCGUCGCUGUACUCGCGUAGGAGUAGGAUCAAGGGAGAGAAUCACAGCUCGAUUGACUGGAGCCACGAGUAUGCAAAGGAACGCAUACGCCAGCAGGCGCUGCAGCAAGUGCUCGGAGUCAGGUGAGUGAGCCAGCAGACCGGGAGCAGGAGCCCCACACGCCGGCCAGCCGGCCGUUCGCAAUCCCCAUUGCGCAAGGUCGACAACGCGCUGAAGGUGAUCAUCUGCCAUGUACAACAGAGGUAUCAUGACGCGCAUCUGGGACGCGACAAUACCAUGGAUCGUCGUCGUCGCCACCGGACUGGCCACCGGACUCGUCGCUUCGUGUCUCGACAUUCUCAGCGCUUGGUUGUCCGAUCUGCGCACCGGCAAAUGCUCCGACGCGUGGUGGUUGUCCGAAGCGGCUUGCUGUACUGGACUGGAUCGUAGGUCUCAUUUUCCUCGCUCGCUGUACCCGCGCUCCUGCUCACUUACUACACUCUUGCAGCGACCGACACUUGCAACUCUUGGCGGACAUGGGCACAGAUCGCAGGCGGCAACGAACCAGGACAGCGGGUCGUCUUGAAAGCAGUAACGCAGUACAGCGUCUACAUGGUCCUUGCAGUGAGAUGGUGACCGAAUGAGAUUAUGCGUGUGGCUUGGGGCCCUGAUCAGAACUUUUCGUUCCUCGGGGCGGCAAAAUCAGGUUGCCUUCGCGGUGGUGGCUUCGUUCUUUGUACAAGUGUACGCUCCCUACGCCUUUCACACCGGGAUACCCGAAAUCAAGGCAAUCCUUGGCGGCUACAUCCUCAAGGGCUUUCUGUCUCCAAUGGUCCUGCUUGUCAAGUCGCUCGGACUACCUCUCGCUGUGGCAUCCGGCUUGCAGCUCGGCAAAGUGAGUCCGAGCGUCCAAUCGAGCAACUGCAGGAACUGAUCUUCUGGGAUUAAUUGUCUCUGUUCCGGAAUAGGAAGGGCCGCUUGUGCAUGUCAGCUGUUCGAUCGGCGACCUGAUGCUAAGACCGUUUCGGAAACUGAGGCAGAAUGAGGGUUCGUCCGAUCUACCCUCUGCUUGGCCGGCGAUCAUAGCUGACCGCACCACUGUUCGGCAGCCCGGUCUCGUGAGAUAUUAUCAGCGGCAGCUGCUGCGGGUGUUUCUGUGGCUUUCGGAGCACCGUUGGGAGGCGUACUAUUUUCCUUGGGUGCGUGACGAUGAAUUACGGCGGUCCGCUACCUCCCUGUUCGUGGCUGAUGGAUUCUUGACUUCCGUUGCCGAGCACAGAAGAGAUUUCGACCUUCUUCCCCGGCUCUACUCUUUGGCAGUCCUUUGUCUGCGCAGUCGUCGCCGCAAUCACCCUCCAAUACAUUGAUCCUUUCAACACCGGCAAGCUUGUGCUCUUUCAAGUCACCUCGUCGCAAGUGUGGAGAGGUUUCGAGCUUAUCCCUUGGUUGGGGCUUGGCGUAUUCGGAGGUUUAUGGGGUGCUUGGCUCAUUCGAUUGAACGAGGAGUGGGAGCGGAUGCGGCGAGCAUCGGGGCUGUACAAGUGGCCCGUCUCAGAAGUCGCCGUUCUCGCCCUCUUCACCGCUAUCGUCAGCUACUUGCUCAUCUUUAUGCGUAUCCCCAACGCCGAACUUGUCGUCAACCUUUUUCAAGAUUGUAGUGGACCCGACAACUAUGGUCUCUGCGAGUGAGUUGACCGAACAAUGGCUUCAAAAUGCUCUUGUCGUACUGACACAAAGUGUUGCUGGACGUUCGCAGCAUCUCCAACACCCCCUCGCUCGUGUUCCUCCUACUCGUCACUGCCUUCUCCAAAACGGUUCUUACGGCCGUCACCUUUGGCGCCUCUUUGCCGGCCGGGAUCUUCAUGCCGUCGCUGACCAUAGGCGCUUGCGUCGGUCGUGCCGUCGGUUUGAUCAUGGCUUCGAUUCAACGUGCGAAUGCGGGCACGUGGCUCUUCUCCAGCUGCCCGCCUGAUGGACCUUGUAUCUCGCCUCCGGUGUACGCCGUCAUCGGCGCGGCGAGUGCGCUUGGCGGAGUGACGAGGAUGACUAUCAGCUUGGUGCGCACAGCAGUUGAAAAAGGUUCAAGAAUGAAACCCGCAGAACUGAUAUGCCGUUUCGGUGGUCUGCUCUUGCAGGUUGUUAUCCUUUUCGAGUUGACGGGUGCGAUCGAGCUCGUUCUUCAGGUCAUGUUGGCCGUCAUGGUGGCCAAGUUCACAGGCGACUUCUUCUCCAAAGAUGGGAUCUAUGAGAGUCAGUCCCGCAACUCUCUCUCACCCGUCUUCGAAUCAUCUCAGCAGAAUCUUCUGGCUUAACGAGAGCUCUCCGUGCAGCUUGGAUCAUCCUUCGCAAUUACCCCUUCUUGAACAACAAGGUCGAAUACCGGCAGGAUACGAUCACGGCACGGGAUGUUAUGACCCAGAUUAAGAACAUCGUCUACGUCAGCGACGAAGGGUGGACCAUCGAUCAAUUGGGUAAGUCACCCCACAGAAGAAUCGCCGUUCAACUCCAAUCCAUGUCCAGACUAACAGAUCUGUUCGGACACCCCAAUCGCAGAAUCGAUGCUAGCCACCGAGGGUUAUCGAGGAUUCCCUAUCGUCCGAACCCUUCGGGAUCGCAUCGUGAUCGGGCACAUCACCCGACUCGAACUCAUCUCCGCUCUUGAACAAAUCGCCCUCGAACCAACUAUCAAGGGGACGACGAAGUGUUACUUUUUGAGGAAACCCAAUACGGAAGGAAGGCAGGUUGGACCGAAUGCACCUUUUGAGGAGGAGGGUGCGAGGAAAGUGAGAAGAGAAGGGGUGGAGGAGAAUGAGGAUGAAGCGUGUUGGAUCAGUUUAGCUGCUUGGGUCGACGAGGUCAGUUUCGGUUGUGUUGCUUUCGGAGGAGAAGGUGCGGAGGAUUACACGUGCUGAGUCCUGAGUGCUGAUUUCGUUUCGCUUUUGGCAAAUCCUCGCACACGGCGCACAGAUCCCGAUCAUGAUGAAUCAGGAUACGCCGAUGGAAGUGGUUGUGCAGAUGUUCGGCCGAUUGGGUCUGCGAUGUGUGCUUCUCACAAAGCAGGGGGGCUUGCGAGGGAUCCUUACCAAGAUGGUACGUCGAGGCAACUUGUUUUCAGGCACUCAUCGAUCCUAGACUGACAAAUUACUUCGGCUCGGCGUCGCGCAGGAUCUUCAUGCCCACAUGCACCCCUUCUCCGACGCGCCAGAUCGAUCAGCGACGUGGAAGACCGCCGUCACAGCACGAGCAAGACCGACCCAGAACGCAUCCGAAGAAGCCUACCAAGAUGCUCGGGAUCUACGGCGUGACGUGGAGGAAGACGAUGCACGGAAAGCCGCUCUAUAA
This is a messenger RNA of Microbotryum saponariae, 3641 nucleotides long. NCBI's taxonomy places the organism in Eukaryota, Fungi, Basidiomycota, Microbotryomycetes, Microbotryales, Microbotryaceae. The record is from the annotation of a GenBank genome assembly.